AUGCAUGACCGAACGUUGUCGGGCAGCGGUCAUCACCGCACCGCCGUCGCAACGUGGUCAUACCUGCUUCCUUCCCUUCGCCAAAAUGUUGAGCAGGCGGUGCCAGAUUCGUUGUACGAAAAACUGCUCGCUGACGAGAUACCACUGACGCCAGCGGAGUGUCGACAACUCGCGGACGCGCAACGCCUUCUCCGCUUUGAGCUGCAGCAACGCAUUGGGCUGCUCGAGGACAGCCUGGCAGACGCUGCACUUCCGUACUUCUUGCAGUGGCCCGCGCUCUUUCAGCGUGCGUGGCUGCGCUUGCCCAUGGGCCAAGGCUGCGCAUCGGUGACAGAAGCAACGCGCGAUGCCGUCGCUCCGGCGCCGCCAUCCUUCGUGCAUGCCCCGGCUGCUCUCCUCAUCACCGAGUGGGCGCCGACGUUGUCCCCUGCAUCGCCCCCCGCGUGCUCGAACGGGCUGGUCGGGCGUGGCGCUCUUGUCCCUCGUCUGGCACAACUCACCAGACACGUGAUAAGCUGCGUCGAGGAGGACCUGGACCGGCUCGAGCGUGACUCUGAGCCGCGAGAGGACGGGCUACCACGCAGUCGUCGUCAGGUUGCCCUUGAGACGGCGUGGCGAGCACAGUGGGCAGCCUUGCUCAGCUGGCACGGUGGCACGUCGUAG
This is a messenger RNA of Leishmania mexicana MHOM/GT/2001/U1103, 663 nucleotides long. RefSeq lists its product as hypothetical. The coding region runs from base 1 to 663 and encodes 220 amino acids. The record is from RefSeq and is a predicted model, not a curated record. The transcript has a single exon. NCBI's taxonomy places the organism in Eukaryota, Euglenozoa, Kinetoplastea, Trypanosomatida, Trypanosomatidae.